Molecule: messenger RNA, 2253 nt
Organism: Pteropus alecto (black flying fox)
Lineage: Eukaryota; Metazoa; Chordata; Mammalia; Chiroptera; Pteropodidae
Gene: PADI4
Product: peptidyl arginine deiminase 4
Exons: 16
Coding region: 6-2003 (665 amino acids)
Cellular component (GO): cytoplasm
Molecular function (GO): protein-arginine deiminase activity; calcium ion binding
Source: RefSeq, a predicted model, not a curated record
GGACUAUGGCCCACGGGACAGUGAUCCAUGUGGCCCCAGAGCAGCCCACCUAUGCUGUGUGUGUGCUGGGCACCAAGACUCAGCUGGAUGUCUAUGGCUCUGCCCCGCAGGGCUGCACAUCCUUUGGUAUCAAUGCCUCCCCAGGAGUGGUUGUGGAUGUUGCCCACAGACCUCCAACCAAGAAGAAUCCCUCAGGUUUCUCCAAGUGGCCCCUGGACCCUGGGCUGGAGGUGAGCCUGAGGAUGAGAGCUGCCAGCAGUAGCACAAAUGACCAGAAGGUUCAGAUUUCGUACUACGGACCCAAGACUGACCUGGUCCAAGCCCUGCUCUACCUCACUGGGGUGGAAAUCUCCUUGAGCACGGACAUCACGCGUACUUCCAAAGCGAAGGCGACCAAAGCCAGGAAGGACCAGAGGACCUGGACCUGGGGCCCUCGUGGGCAAGGUGCCAUCCUGCUGGUGAACUGUGAUAAAGACAAUCUCAAGUCUUCUGCCAUGGACUGCUUGGAUAACAAGGUGCUUGACAGAGAAGACCUGCAAGACAUGUCCCUGGUGACCCUGAGCACGAAGACCCCCAGGGAUUUCUUCACUAAUCACCAGCUGGUGCUCCACGUGGCCAAGUCUGAGAUGGACAAAGUCAGAGUGUUUCAAGCCAGUUGGGGCCAACAGCUCUCUGAGUGCAAAGCGAUUCUGGGGCCCCAGCGGCCCUCUCACCUCCUGGAGCUCCCAGGUGGCCAGCACAGCACAGACUUCUACGUGGAGGGCCUUGCUUUCCCGGACGCCAACUUCUCAGGCCUCAUUUCCCUCACCGUCUCCCUGCUGGACAUGUCCAACCCGGAGCUCCCCAACACCCUGGUAUUCCAAGACAGCGUGACCUUCCGUGUGGCUCCCUGGAUCAUGACCCCCAACACUCAGCCUGCACAGGAGGUGUAUGUGUGCAGGAUAUUUGAAAAUGAGGACUUUGUGAAGUCAUUGACUGCUCUGACCAAGAAGGCCAACUGCAAGCUGACCAUCUGCUCCCUGGAGGAGAGCAUGGAUGACCAGUGGAUGCAAGAUGAAAUAGAGAUUGGCUAUAUCCAAGCCCCGCACAAGACAAUGCCCGUCGUCUUUGACUCUCCAAGGAACAGAGGCCUGAAGGAGUUUCCCGUCAAAUCUCUGCUGGGUCCAGAGUUUGGCUAUGUGACUCGAGGGCCCCAAACAGGGGGUGUCACCGACCUUGACUCCUUUGGGAAUCUGGAAGUGAGCCCCCCCGUCAAAGUUGGGAAGAAGAAGUACCCACUGGGCAGGAUUCUCAUUGGGAACAGCAGUUACCCCAGGACUGACAGCCAGGAGAUGCACCAGGCACUGCAGGACUUCCUCGCCGCCCAGCAGGUGCAGGCCCCUGUGAAACUCUACUCCGACUGGUUGUUUGUGGGCCACGUGGACGAGUUCCUGAGCUUCGUUCCAGCACACAAGGGCUUCCGGCUGCUUCUGGCCAGCCCCAGGUCCUGCUUCAAACUGUUCCAGGAGCAGCUGAAUGAGGGACACGGAGAGGCUCUGCUGUUCGAAGGGGUCAAGAAAAAAAAGCAGCAGAAAAUAAAGGACAUUCUGUCAAACAAGAAAUUGAGAGACCAUAACUCCUAUGUGGAGAGCUGCAUCGAUUGGAACCGGGAGGUGCUGAAGCGGGAGCUGGGCCUGACCGAGCAGGACAUCGUGGACAUCCCCCAGCUCUUCAAGCUCCAUUCAGACUCCACAGGGACCCUCAAGGCGGAAGCCUUUUUCCCAAACAUGGUGAACAUGCUGGUGCUGGGGAAGUACCUGGGCAUCCCCAAGCCCUUCGGGCCCAUCGUCAACGGCCGCUGCUGCCUGGAGGAGAAGGUGCGGUCACUGCUGGAGCCGCUGGGCCUGCACUGCACCUUCAUCGACGACUUCUACAGCUACCACCUUCGACACGGGGAGGUGCACUGUGGCACCAACGUGCGCCGCCAGCCCUUCCCCUUCAAGUGGUGGCACAUGGUGCCCUGAGCCCAUCCCUCCCUCCAGUGUCCUCUGCCUUGGGAAGCUCCUGGCCAGAGGCGCUGAUCCCCUGCAGUGUAGCAUAGCAAGAGUUCCUGGGGAAAUUUUGGCUCCCCAGAGAGUGACCACUCUGGACAGCGGCUUGCUUCCUUCGCCUGUGUUCCCUCCGAAGAUGCUACCAUGGUCCUGGCUUUGCAGACUCAGUCGUGCUGUGAGAAGCUGCAAUAAAGUUUUACGAUCCCUUUGUACGGGAGGUGAA